AUGAGCACACCCUUGGUAGCCAAACCUCCACUCACUGCCUCUGAUGGCAAUCCAUUUGACAAUUUGAUAAUAUUUCGUGAGAUGGUUGGGUCUCUUCAAUACCUGACCAUAACACGCCUAGAUAUCUCCUUCGUUGUCAAUUUUGUUGCACAGUUCAUGAGUCAACCCCGCACCACCCACCUGAUGGCUGUCAAGUGCAUUCUGCGUUUUGUCAAAGGCACCCUUGACCAUGAACUCUCAUUUCAUCCUCAACAUCACCCGGUUACACUUUCUUCUUACUUUGAUGCCGAUUGGGCCGGCUACCCGGAUUCUCGUAUCUCUACCUCUGGCUAUCUGGUCUAUCUUAGCUUGAAUUUAAUAUCAUGGUGCUCCAAGAAGCAACCAACAGUGGCUCGUUCUAGUGCUGAAGCUGAGUACCGCUCCCUUGCUCAUGCAUCCGCUGAAACAACCUGGUUAGGCUAUCUACUCCUUGGUGUGCAAAUUGCUCUUCCAAUUAUGCUUCAUUAUGACAAUUUAAGUGCAACAUAA
This is a messenger RNA of Fragaria vesca subsp. vesca, 528 nucleotides long. RefSeq lists its product as uncharacterized. The transcript has a single exon. Bases 1 to 528 code for a protein of 175 amino acids. Lineage: Eukaryota; Viridiplantae; Streptophyta; Magnoliopsida; Rosales; Rosaceae. The record is from RefSeq and is a predicted model, not a curated record.